AUGCAGCAUUUGUCGGCUCGCAUCUUCUACCCCACCGCCAAGCGGUCGCCUCGGCCAUGGAGCUGGGGGGUAUCAUGGCUCCCACACUACAACUAUGCCAAAGGCCUCGGCGCAUUCUUCUUCUUCCGCCGGCCCCUCUCCCUGAUCAAUGUGCUGGCGCGGGUGGUCCUGCAGGCCUUCGUCCUUGUCCUGGGCUGGCUGCAGCGCCUGUGGAUGAUCCCAGGAGCGCCGCUGGCGCCCGCCCUGGACGUAGGCGGCCGCCCAGCCGUCAUCUUCAGCCAUGGGCUUGGCGGCUUCCGCAGCAUGUACAGCGUCCCCUGCGCCGAGCUGGCCAGCCAGGGCUACGUCGUCCUGGCCGUGGAGCAUGCAGACGGGUCCAGCAGCGCCGCUCGUGUGGCCGGUGCCAAGGACUGGCUGUACUACGCUGGGCUGGGGGGCGAUGCGGGCCAGGUGGACAAGACACGCACGCGGGUGGCUGAGAUGCAGCUGGCCCUGGAUGUGCUGACGGCCAUGGCCCAGGGCUCCCGCCUCCCCGGCCGCAUGACGCUGUCCCACGGGCUGCAGGCCAGCAGGUUCCUUUGCGGCAGCGUGGACCUGGGGUGCGUGGCGGCGGCGGGGCACAGCUACGGGGGGGCCACGGUUGCCAUGCUCGCCGCGGAGGACGCCCGCUUCAAGGCCGCCAUCGCCUUUGACCCCUGGUGGUAUGCGCUGCCCCCCGAGAGCGCUGCGCUGGAGGCCUGGAAGACGACCUGCCCCAUCCUGAUCAUGGGAUCCUACAGCUGGAACGUUCCCAACCGCGAUGGCAUCAAGGUCUGCGGCGAGCGGCAGCAGGAGAGGGUGCUGCAAGCCGCCAGGCACGGCGGCGGUGCCCUCCUCUUUGUCGUACGCGGCACGUCGCACAACACAUUUGCAGACCCCCUGACGCUCUUCAGCGGCCAGGCUGGCUGGCUGCUGAACAGGCUGGGGCUGAGUGCCGAGCUGGACCCGGUCCAGGGCAUGGGCCUGGUGAACACCGCCGCACUUUGCUUCCUGGCAGACCACCUGCCCCUGGGUGCGGGCACGCGCGCCGCGCAGACCUGGUCCCGGGCCGGGGCGUGGAGCCUGCUGGCUGCGCACGCCCAGGGCGAGGCCUUGAAGCCUUCAAAGGGCCCGCUUUCCUGGUGA
This is a messenger RNA of Auxenochlorella protothecoides, 1164 nucleotides long. Its product is annotated as Platelet-activating factor acetylhydrolase. NCBI's taxonomy places the organism in Eukaryota, Viridiplantae, Chlorophyta, Trebouxiophyceae, Chlorellales, Chlorellaceae. The transcript has 6 exons. Gene Ontology annotation, molecular function: 1-alkyl-2-acetylglycerophosphocholine esterase activity. The coding region runs from base 1 to 1164 and encodes 387 amino acids. The record is from RefSeq and is a predicted model, not a curated record.